Messenger RNA from Arabidopsis thaliana (thale cress), 2240 nucleotides. Its product is annotated as arginine/glutamate-rich 1 protein. Bases 1252 to 1977 code for a protein of 241 amino acids. The record is from RefSeq and is marked reviewed. The transcript has 4 exons. Lineage: Eukaryota; Viridiplantae; Streptophyta; Magnoliopsida; Brassicales; Brassicaceae.
CUUCAUCUUCUUAAACGUUGCUCUAUGUAUCCCAAACCCGACGAAUUUUGGUUCGCUGCUGCAUAAUUUUUACCCAUACAUCUUCCUCAUCUUCUCUCUCCGUGUUGACUCUUGAGGCGAUCCAACAAACAACAACAACAACGCCGCGAUUCUCGAGGGACCAAUCCGUUCAGAGAGAUUAAAGCUGAGCUGAGCUUCUCCUUAUAAAGGAAGAUACUGCUUGUUCUACGGAAUUUUGAGAGAUGCCUCGGGACUUGUCAAGAUCGAGGUCACCGUCUCCAUCACCUUCACGUCGUAGAAAGCACUCGAGGUCUCCCGUAAGGCAGAGGCAUAGCAGGAGGAGUAGAAGAGACAGAAGCCCUUCUCCAUACUCAUCUCAUUCGUAUAGCAGGUGAUACCCCUAGUGUUUGUUUUUUCCGCUAUUCGUUUGCCUUAGUUAUCAUUCGUUUAUACGAACUGUAAGAAACAUUGGUGGAACACGGUUAUAGAUAGACAUGUAAAGUUUACAGACUCAAGAAUUGCUUUUAGUAAAGUUCCUACUUAUAGAUAUAUUUUCUACCCUUCUCUAAAAGAGAGUGCAAUGUCUGGAUGCUGCUGGCUCUGUAUCGUAAGCGUUUUUUUGAGUGAUGCUGCGUAUUGGAAAUAUAUCGUGUUUAUUUGGCUGUUGUGAUUAAAUUUGUUGCAAGAGAAUAUGUUUUAUGACCUGAGCUUUGUGAUUUUUAGAAUGAAACCUGUAUAUUCGGUAAAGACAUAAGUUAAGCUGGGAUAAUAGCACUACUGAUAGUCUGAUCUAGUUUAUAUUUUAAUUGUAUCUGUAGAUUAUUAGUUAGAAUCAGUUUUAAGAGCGACUAUAUUAUGUUCUUUUAAAUGGAGUUUGUUAGCAAUAGUGAUACAAAACCACCACUAUUCCUUAGGUAAGAUAAUAUAGUAAUUUGUUGAGAACAUGGCUGAGAAGCUAGGAAAAUGAUACAUGCGCUUACCAUUAUAAAAUAGCUCAGUUUCUUCCCGUUCCCACGGGAGGGGAAAUGAGCAGCUGAUGGAUUGCUCUUAGGUGUUCUUUCAUUGAUCCCUUGUCUCGUUAGCUUCUCUUCGUGUGAUAAAAGUUGGAGCUGAUAAUUCUUUACAGUGUAUGAGGUAACUGCACAUACUUUUGUUUUCUUUAUGUGUAACUGUGGGCUACCUGAUGCCUAGUCUUCACGUGCGUGGUACUUCAUUAGUUCCAUCUUUUUGCUUACUACUUUAUUUUGGGUAAUGUUCAGGCGAAAAAGUCGUUCUAUUUCUCCUAGGCGCCAUCGAAGUCGAUCUGUUACUCCUAAGAGACGUUCUCCAACCCCAAAACGUUACAAAAGACAAAAGAGUAGGAGUUCAACUCCAUCUCCUGCAAAAAGAUCUCCCGCCGCAACCCUUGAGUCAGCCAAAAAUAGGAAUGGAGAAAAACUUAAAAGAGAAGAGGAAGAACGAAAAAGGCGACAGCGUGAAGCAGAACUGAAGCUAAUAGAGGAAGAAACUGUGAAACGGGUUGAAGAAGCUAUUCGAAAGAAGGUCGAAGAAAGCUUACAGUCUGAGAAAAUCAAAAUGGAAAUUCUAACGCUGUUGGAGGAAGGGCGAAAGAGACUUAAUGAAGAAGUCGCGGCUCAACUUGAGGAGGAGAAAGAGGCUUCUCUUAUUGAGGCUAAAGAAAAAGAGGGUGUUAUGCGGUGUUUGUCACAGGAAAGAGAGCAACAAGAGAAAGAAGAGAGGGAGAGAAUAGCAGAGGAGAACCUAAAGAGAGUGGAAGAAGCUCAGAGAAAAGAAGCAAUGGAGAGGCAAAGGAAAGAGGAGGAACGGUAUCGAGAGCUAGAGGAGCUGCAACGACAGAAAGAAGAAGCGAUGCGAAGGAAGAAAGCUGAAGAGGAAGAAGAACGUCUCAAACAGAUGAAACUGUUGGGUAAAAACAAAUCACGGCCUAAAUUAUCCUUUGCCUUAAGCUCCAAGUAAAUGCGUGCAUGCAUGAAGAUAAAAGGAUUGAUGUGAUGGAUGAUGAUAUGCAUCUUCUUCCUCUCAAAGAUGCUUUAUGAUUAUUGUUAUUAGUGCUUCUUGUUGGAGCUUAAACUCUUUUAUGGCUUUUAAUUUUUUGUAAUUCUAUUUUUCUCGUUUUGUAAUUUUACGUUAGGUUAAUGGUGAUGAAUGAUAAUAUAGCAAUGAUUCAGAAAAUUUAUCACUCCAUCACCAAUAAAACAACUAAAAAACAAAAAUCCUGG